This is a messenger RNA of Dioscorea cayenensis subsp. rotundata (Guinea yam), 3591 nucleotides long. RefSeq names its product structural maintenance of chromosomes protein 5. Gene Ontology annotation, cellular component: Smc5-Smc6 complex. Gene Ontology annotation, molecular function: ATP hydrolysis activity; ATP binding. The transcript has 30 exons. Bases 152 to 3298 code for a protein of 1048 amino acids. Lineage: Eukaryota; Viridiplantae; Streptophyta; Magnoliopsida; Dioscoreales; Dioscoreaceae. Gene Ontology annotation, biological process: double-strand break repair via homologous recombination. The record is from RefSeq and is a predicted model, not a curated record.
GACACAAGUGUUGGUUAAUCGGACGAUGAUAAGCGCGUUCGUUUUGGCGCCUUUUCUCCCUCCCUUGCCUUCUCCCGCCCGAUCGGCUCCCAAACCCUAGCGUCCCAAUCUCGUUCGCUGGCUCCUCCAGCGGUGCCCCUGCGCGAAAUUCAUGGCGCAUCGCGCCGCUAAGCGCCCCAAGCUCAACAAGAGAGGAGAAGAUGACUACCUUCCAGGGAACAUCGUCGAGAUCGAGAUCCACAACUUCAUGACCUACGAUCAUCUCAGAUGUAAGCCUGGGCCACGCCUCAAUCUCGUUAUCGGGCCUAAUGGUUCUGGGAAGAGCUCCCUCGUUUGUGCCAUCGCUCUUGGCCUUGCUGGCGAGCCCCAUAUUCUUGGUAGGGCUUCCAGUAUUGGGGCGUUUGUUAAGCGGGGUGAAGAGUCUGGCUAUAUAAAAAUCACGCUGAGGGGUUACAGCGCAGCGGAGUUGUAUGUGAUUACAAGGAAGAUUGAUAUUCAUAACAAGUCUGAGUGGUCGCUCAAUGGUGCAGUGAAGUCAAGAAGGGAAGUCAUUGAAAUCAUUAAAAAGUUCAAUAUCCAGGUCAAUAAUUUGACUCAGUUCUUACCUCAAGAUCGGGUUUGUGAAUUUGCUAAGCUAAAUCCAAUACAACUUCUGGAAGAAACUGAAAAAGCUGUUGGUAAUCCUGAACUACCUGUCCAGCAUCAAGCUCUUAUUGAGAAAAGUUUUGACCUGAAGAGACUUGAACUAACUGUCAAACAAAAUGGUGAUACUCUGAAUCAGCUGAAGGCUCUUAAUGCUGAGCAAGAAAGAGAUGUAGAGCGCGUCCGUCAAAGAGAUAACCUUUUGACAAAGGUUGAGAAAAUGAAGAAGAAAUUACCAUGGCUCAAAUAUGACAUGAAGAAAGUGGAGUAUAAAGCAUCACAGAAACAGGAGGCUGAAGCUAAGAGAAAACUGGAUGAAGCUGCGAAAAUUUUGAAUGAUCUUAGUCAACCUAUUGAGGAUCAAAAGAAAGUGAAGACAAAGCAAGACUCAGCCUGUAAGAAAUUAAGCAAUCAAAUAUCUGAAAACGCAAAGGAGCGCAUGGAAGUUUUAGAAAGGGAAAGCCAUAUGGGUGUGCAAGUGCAAGCCAAAUAUGUUGAAAUGGAAGAUUUAAGGAAGCAAGAGGAAACUCGACAAAUAAGGAUCAUGAAAGCAAAGGAAGAUCUAUUUGCUGCUGAAGUAGAGCUUGCAAAUCUUCCAACUUUUGAACCUCCAAAAAAUGAAAUUGAAAGACUGAAUACUCAAAUAAGAGACCUAGAUCUCAAUUCAAAUCAAUUGGCACUACAAAGGAGGGAGAAUGAGAAUAUUUUACAUCAAAAAAGAGUAGCCUUGAACCAGUGUCUUGAUCGGCUUAAAGACAUGGAAAGUAAGAACACCAAACUUCUUCAAGCACUAUGCAACUCUGGCGCAGACAGAAUUCUGGAUGCCUAUAACUGGUUACAAGAACACCGUAAUGAGUUGAAGAAAGAUGUAUAUGGCCCUGUUCUUAUUGAGGUAAAUGUCCAGAACCGGAUGCAUGCUGCUUUUUUGGAACAACAUGUGCCAUUUUACAUAUGGAAGUCAUUCAUCACACAGGAUACUGGUGAUAGAGAUUACUUGGUAAGAAAUCUUAGAUCAUUUGAUGUUCCAAUUCUAAAUUAUGUAGGAGGCAACAGCAGUGAUAGAGCGCCAUUUCAAAUAUCUGAGGAGGUGCGCAAACUUGGUGUUUAUACUCGCCUUGACCAAGUGUUUGAUGCUCCUAGCGCUGUCAAGGAAGUUUUGAUUAGCCAAGCUGCAUUAGAGCAUUCGUAUGUUGGCACCGAUGAAACAGAUAAAAGGGCAGAUGAGAUAUCGAAGUUUGGAAUUUUAGAUCUAUGGACUCCAGAAAAUCAUUAUAGAUGGUCUGUUUCUAGAUAUGGCGGUCACAUUUCAGCAAGUGUCGAAGCAUUGCACCGUUCACGACUCUUCAUGUGCAGUUCAGAUGCUGGUGACAUAGAAAGGCUAAGGUCCAGGAAAAGUGAACUGGAAGGUAUAAUUGUAGAUCUAGAGGAGAGAAUUAAAGAAUUCCUAACAGAACAGAGACUUUUGGAAGAUGAAGCAGCAAAAUUGCGUAAAGAACGGGAGGAACUCACAAACACUGUAAAACUUGAGAAGAAAAAACGUCAUGAUAUAGAAAAUCGUGUUGAUCAGAGGAGAAGGAAAAUUGAAUCCAUGAAUAAGGAGGGUGAUCUGGAGUCAAACACCAAAAAGCUCAUUGACCAUGUGCGUCAGCUGAACGUUCAACGUUGUCACUUAGCAAUUAAAAUCAAGAAACUUCUCAUUGAUGCUGUCUCUUGCAAAUGGAGCUAUGCUGAAAAGCACAUGAAGUCCAUUGAAAUUGAGAUGAAGAUUAGGGAAUUGGAAGUCAAUCUGAAGCAACACCAAAAGUCUGCUCUUCAAGCAUCUGCACAUUUGGAAAAUUGCAAGAAAGAAACUGAACAUUGCAAGCAGCAGCUAAUAGCUUCAAAGCGUCACGCAGAAUCUAUUGCUGUUAUCACUGAAGAUCUUGCACAAGAAUUUCUUGAGAUGCCAGGAACAAUAGAAGAACUGGAAGCUGCAAUUCAAGAUAAUAUUUCUGCAGCAAAUUCAAUUUUAUGCCUCAAUCAGAAUAUUCUUGAAGAGUAUGAGAGCCGGCGACAGAAGAUAGAUGCCCUAGAAACUAAACUUGAAUCAGAUAAGGAUCAUCUGACUCAAUGCUUAUCUGACAUAGAAACUCUAAAGGGAAAUUGGCUUCCCACUCUGCGGAACUUGGUUGCCAGGAUAAAUGAGACCUUUAGUCAUAACUUCCAAGAAAUGGCAGUUGCAGGAGAAGUUUUAUUAGAUGAGCAUCAGAAGGACUUUGACAAAUUUGGGAUACUUAUAAAAGUGAAGUUCCGGCAAACAGGACAGCUUCAGGUCCUCAGUGCACACCACCAAUCCGGAGGGGAGCGUUCAGUUUCAACAAUUCUAUAUCUUGUUUCUCUUCAAGAUCUUACAAAUUGCCCUUUCCGUGUGGUGGAUGAGAUAAACCAAGGAAUGGACCCUAUAAAUGAGAGGAAGAUGUUCCAACAACUUGUGAGGGCUGCGAGCCAGCCGAGCACUCCACAGUGUUUCUUGUUAACACCAAAGUUGCUUCCUGAUUUGGAAUAUAGUGAUGCGUGCAGCAUUUUGAACAUCAUGAAUGGACCAUGGAUUGAAGAACCAUCAAAAGUGUGGAGCAGUGGUGAAUCAUGGGGAACAGUUAUGGGCUUGACUGGCUAGGCCUAGUUUACAUCUAAGCCAGGAACCACACCUCUUGUAUCAUAUUACGCUUGCUGGGAUUGGGGCUGCUCUACUAGUGGUUGAGCAGCAGCUGUUUGUUUUGUUCAUCUAUUUACAAUGACUUAAGUUUAUUAUUUUGGAAAUCAUCCAAACCAGAAUAGCUGACAAGGCUUUGAUCCCAUCAUGACCCAAAGUUCUGUAUCUAUUUCAUAUUAAUGAUGCAUCAUCCUGUCAAUUUUGUAAUGAAUGCAGUCUCAGCCUCUUAUCAUAACGAGAUCAAAUUCCACCACUUA